AGAACAGUGCUCGGUGUCAUGGUCCGUUAACUCCGACUUCUGAUACGCCGUGUCACUCACACCCAUUUCAGACUCACCCUUCACUAAUAACGAGCAACGACGACGAUCGGAUGGUGUAUUAGCGGGUGAUGGUGGCGGACGGUUGUUUACAAGCGCUGUAAUAUGGAAACUUCUGAUUCAGAUGAGCCUGAGAAAAAGCGCCCUCAUCUGAACAACUCCGACAUGGCACGUCACCCUAACCCUUCUCCGGAAAAUGGCACCGUUGAUGCGACAGUGCUGCAGUAUCAAAAUCAGAAACUUGUUCAGCAGUUAGAUGUCCAGAAGCAGGAAUUACAUGAUCUAGAAGACAAAAUCAAAGAAUUAAGACAUGAGCAAACUUCUUAUGAUGACUUUUUGAUCAAAAUCAACCAACUAUGGAGACAGUUGGAUGAUGACUUAAUUCUCCUUGGAGUACGAACUGGAGCAGGCCAAAGUGCCUUGGAAGCAUUGCAACAUGCAGAUUCUUCACGAGGUUCAAUCCCUUCUUGUCCUGCUGAGGAAAUAUUCCUUUGCAGACUCCUGCAGUCGGAUUCCAUUGAAAAGAAUGGAAGUGAAGAACGACUUAUUUAUAUAAAAGAAGCUCUUGCUUUGAGGCAUUCAUCUACUCUAGAGUUAAUGAAAUUAAUAGAAGAUACUAUUCAAGCCCUGAUGUGUAAAAUUGAGAGCAUUGAUCAAUCUUUUCAUGAAAAAUCAACCACAGAAGAUGCGAUUAUUCAGUUGAAUAAGAUUGAUGAGUUGAUGAAAGAGGAAGUUAAGCAAUUACAAAUAGUAAUAGAAGCUCUCCAUUUGAAACAUAAAGAAUAUGCUGACAUGAUUCAGAGUUAUAUUCAUACCCAUUCAGUGGAUCAAUCCGAAAUCAAACGUGUUGCAGGUGACCUGGAGGACAGCAUGGCAGAACUUGAAGAAAGUAGAAGAAAACUUGUGAAUUUAAAAAUGCAAAAGGACAGAAUCGCCAUUGUGCAAUCUCCAGUUCCAUUUGCUGUUAAUGGAAGUAUUUCACCUGAAAAUACUGUAGAUAAAACUAUGGGAUUACGCGAUUUAAAAGACUCCAUAGAGGAAGCAAAGAUAGUAGCAUCUGAUCGUCUUUCUGAGCUUCACGAAGCACAAGAGGACAAUAUGGUCUUAUCAAAACAAUUACACGAUCUUCAGAAUGAACUGAAGGACAACAAAUAUAUUUACACAUCACGCCCUUACACUUUACUCAAUGAUCAACUUCCAUAUUGGAAAUCUGAAGUUGAGCGAUUCAGGGUGGUGAUAGAUUCCUUACAGGUUGAUAGGUUUGCAGUUAUGCGAAAAGAGAAAGAACUGAGUUUAAAAACUGAGUCAGUAGAUGCUUUGAAGAAUCCUAUUGACAACACUGAUUCCACUAUUGAAGAAUUAGAGCACAAACUUCAGCAAUACAUUAAUGAGAGCAAUGAAUUGGAGAUUAAAAUGGAAGAAGCUGUUCAAGAUUCAGAGAGAAAAGACAUUAAAGCAGAGUUUGAAGUCAUGGGCUCAGCUUUAUCUAAAGAAAUUGGAAUGAUGACAUCACAAUUGAAUCGAUGGAAAGAAACAGGAAGUGAAGCUCUUAAAUUACAAGAGGAAGCACAGUCACUUAGGGCUUUGGUGGACAAAAAGAGUAGGGAACAUAAGGAAUUGGUGGAUAGCUGUUUUGAACAGAGUUCAGAGAUCAAGAAUUUACAAGCCCAUAUUGAGAGACUUGAAAAGGAAAAUUUAGAAUCACAGAUUUUUCUGGAUAUGCUUGGACAGAGAAUAUAUGACAAUAGGGAUAUAAUGGAAAUAAAGGAAUCAGAAAGAAGAGCUCAUUCACAAGCUGAAGUUUUAAAAAAUGCAUUUGAAGAACACAGUUUGGAAUUAAGGAUUAAAUCUGCUAAAGAAACUGAAAUUGCUUGCCAACAAAGAUUAUCCAUCACUGAAGCUGAAAUUGCUGAUUUAAGGGCUAAAUUGGAUGAUUCAGACAGGGAUGUUUUGGAACUUGAAGAGGCUAUUAAAAUUAAAGAUGGAGAGGCAGAGUCUUAUAUUUCUGAAAUUGAGACUAUAGGUCAAGCAUAUGAAGAUAUGCAGACCCAAAAUCAGCAUCUGUUGCAGCAGGUGAUGGAGAGGGAUGAUUACAACAUUAAGGUGGUUUCUGAAAGUGUAAAGAUGAAACAAACACAUAGUGCUCUACUUUCUGAAAAACAAACAUUAGACAAACAGCUUCAACAAAUGAAUUCAGCAUUUGAAUCACUAAAAUCACGGAUUGCUCAUUCAGAAGAACAGAUGAAUGGUUGUGUGACACAAGCUCUUAAGUCAACCGAAGAAGACAGACACCUGGCAAUCAACCUUGAAAACAGCAAGUGGGAAUUAUCGAAUGCUGAUAAAGAAUUGAAGUGUCUUAAAUCAUUGCUUUCUUCUUCAGAAAAGGAAUAUGAUCAAGUCCGUAGGAAGAUGGAAGAGAUUCAAGAGGAGUUGGACAAUGAAAGAAUGGACAGGAAGAAGCUUGAUGAGGAGCUUGUUGAACUAAACAUGAAGGUUACAGAAUUAACAUUAGGAAGUGGUGAAGCUGCUAUUCAAAAACUCCAAGAUGAAAUCAAGGAGUGCAAAUCUAUUCUCAAAUGUGGGGUUUGCUUUGAUCGACCAAAAGAGGUGGUGAUUGUGAAGUGUUAUCAUCUAUUUUGUAAUCCGUGUAUUCAGAGGAAUUUAGAGAUCCGACAUAGGAAAUGUCCUGGUUGUGGAAUGGCUUUUGGGCAAAAUGAUGUUAGGUUUGUCAAGAUAUAAAUAUUUUAUAGGAAUUAGUUAUUAUUUUUUUUUUUUUUUGUAAACAUAAAAUAUGUGGGCCAUAGGAGGGAGAUGGGUGUGUAAUUAGUAGGGGUUACGUUACGUGGAAGUGUUAGAAAAAUAUGGCUGGAUAUUUUGAUAGAAUUGUAUUGAAAGAAGUGUGAUGUGGUGGUUUUCAUUUUUAUUACGGAAAAGGUUAAAAGAUGAC
Messenger RNA from Lactuca virosa, 3004 nucleotides. The record is from the annotation of a GenBank genome assembly. Lineage: Eukaryota; Viridiplantae; Streptophyta; Magnoliopsida; Asterales; Asteraceae.